Messenger RNA from Amphimedon queenslandica, 4056 nucleotides. RefSeq lists its product as uncharacterized. The record is from RefSeq and is a predicted model, not a curated record. The transcript has 20 exons. Gene Ontology annotation, molecular function: protein binding. The coding region runs from base 100 to 3792 and encodes 1230 amino acids. Gene Ontology annotation, biological process: mitotic sister chromatid cohesion. Lineage: Eukaryota; Metazoa; Porifera; Demospongiae; Haplosclerida; Niphatidae.
AUUUUGCUGGCUCCUACUUAGUACUUGCUUGCAAUAUUAUAAUUUGCCUCCAAAAGUGGUAAAUGGAGUCCUUUUAGUAGUAUAUACGAGACUAAGGACAUGGCCCAGUCUAUUAGCAGUGAGAUUGGUCACGGAGGGCCUGACAGCUCUGUCGUGUCUGUACUUGUGGAAAUGGCGGAUUACUGCCUCAGCCAAAACCCACAACAGAUUGAAGAAGCCGUGCGAUGUCUGAUGGCAUCCAUUUCUCUCUCUCCUGCUCCUCGAGUUGAAGCUAGAGUCAAGUUGCAGCUGGGAAUGACGCUAUACCAUCACACGAAUAACCUCCUGGAGGCCAGAGAAUUAUUAGAGCAAGCCAUGCUAUUAUCAAACAGUGUAUCUGGUAUAGAACAAAUAAAGUAUGAAGCCGCUAGCAUCUUAGCAAGAAUACACGUGGAGCAGGGUUACGCUCACAAUGCAAAGAUGGUGAUACGAAGUGCAAUGGAGACGAGCUACAGACUGCCAUACUGGCACUGUAGGCUGAUGCUACAGAAAGCAGAUGUUCAUUUAUAUGAGAAGGAUUAUAAUAGUUUGAUAUCCACACUCACAGCUGCUAGUGAUUAUGCAGAACAAGCGAAUGCUCCUCACACUCGUAUACUCUGCCUACUGACCAAAGGAGCUUACUUGUUGAUUACUAAGAAUUUCAAUGAAGCUGUUUCAGUUCUUAACUUCACUCAUACUCUAGUUGAGAACUACCAUGGACCCAAGGCUGCUGUAUUGAAUACUCUUUAUCAAAUUAUACAGGUCACACAUCUAUUGGGAUUCGGACUGAUAAAAGCAGCAAAGCCUCACAUGAAGUCCCUACAGCAUUGCGUCAAGAAAUUAAAUAAUGAAACUCCCACAGAGUCAGAAGGUCUAUUAAAUGCUGAAUGCUUUGAUUGGCUAACAUUGGAGCAAACAAAAAUAUUGAUUUAUCUAGUGAGUAUGAUGCAUUCUGUGUUAGCUGGGAACACUGAGAAAGCACUCUCUUUUGCUAGGAAAGCAUUUGCCUACAUUAACUCAAGAAAAGGUAGUUCUGAUGGUAGUAAAGUCCUGCUAGUUUUUGAGGCUCAUUUAUUGGAACUCGUUGUGUCGUGUUUGUUAAUACAAGGAAACUGUACUCAGGCAGGAGAGAAGCUUCAAGAGGCCAUUAAUAUUUGUCAUAGUCACUCACAAAUGACUUAUUCUCACAGAGCAGUGCUGCAUACAUUACUGGGUGCUUAUGCUUUUGCUACCAAUAAUGACGAGAGAAGUGUCGCACAAUUUCAAACUGCCUUACAGCACACGAACUCGCUGGAACUUAAAGUUUUCAUAAAUGUCAACCUUGCAAUGACCUACUUGAGGAUUGGAGCCUCAAAAAUAAGAGAAAUGAUGGCUAUCAUGGAUUUCUUACAAUCUGAAGAUGUUAACUCUAUACAUAGUAAGAAUCUAAAAUGUGCCGUGUCAUUUGUGAAAGGACUUAACGCUUAUCAUCAAGUCCGACCACACGAAGCAAAGCGACAUCUACGUGAGACCAUUUCUCUAUCAAACAGCAAUGAACUCAGUAAGCUAUCAGCCUGUGCACUGUUGGUCCUAGGACAAAUAUUCUUAUCACUUGGGAAUCACAAGGAGGCCAGAGACAUGCUUGAUCCUGCUUGUAAACUCACUCAUAAAAUUUCUGACAAAAUGUUACAAUCAUGGGCAACUUCACUACUCAUUGGUCUACAUAAAACUGUGGGGGAUAAAGACUCAGAAAAAUCUUUAGAAGAAUCUCUGAGAGUAUUACAGUCAGAGUUAUACGAAGAUUACAUGAAGACCAAGGAUUGUUCACAUCACUUGCUGAUGCACUGGACUGUUGGGGAUUGGCCCAUAACUGAAGACAAGAAGGAGACAGACUCCCUUGGCAAAGAUUCCCCACUGGCCAAUGAUGAUAGUCACAGUGCUGCAGUACAAUACAUGGAAGUGUCCAAUCACCAAACUGAUCAUGUGAUGACAUCAAAGUCAAAAAGAACCGAUUCCACUCCUAACUUGAGUAAAGUAAUUGACCAAUCAGAAUUUCAGGAGUCUAAUAGCGCGUGGACCGGUCAUGUGACUGAUCAUGUGACCCAUGAGAGCUCUAGUCACGAGAGAUUCUCUCACCCGUUUCAACAACAAGUCUCGCCGGAGCAAGGUCACAUGACUUUACAGCACCGUCCCCCCAAAGAUCACAUGACACUUCAGUUAGAUCGCAUGACUUCAAAGCCACGGAAAGACGUCCUUCAAAAUGACCCCCACCCUCCAAAUACUAAUUAUACUGAUCACAUGACUCCAGCUCACAUGACUCACUCGCACACUAAGAAAAGGACUUCAUCGCCAUCACUAGGGGCUAGAGACAUACCACUUGAUCCUUUGAUUGAUUUCGUAAAGCACUCAAAAUCAGAGCAACCCUCUUUUAGUCAGAGCCCAGUCUCAAACUUGUUUUCUCCUCCUCCCACUCUCCCUACUCCUCCUUCUGGUUCUUAUCUCAAGCAUUAUUCAUCACACCUGCCAAGAGUCUCCUCUUCACCUGCACAGUUUACUAGUACUCUCACUCCUCCAUUAUCUGCUACUGAAGUUGUACAUACCUCCAGUAGUUAUAUAGGAAAGACCUCACAGUCUUAUGAGUCACCGCUUGGUCAUUCAUAUCAUCAUGGCCCAAGUACAUCUAUGUCUCCUUCAUUGCACCAAUAUGGCUCACAGCAGCAAGGCUCUUCUUCUAGACACCACAGUAUUCCUGCUUCCUCUCAUUUUACUAGUCCUCAGACUCAAUCACCAUCAAUCCAGCAUGUCACUACUCACCAUCAUCCACAGACUGGGACUGAUUAUCAUGCAGUUAAGGAUAAUCCUCCUCCUAGAACUUCUCAUUAUGCUCCAAAACAACAGCAGCAUGCUCCCAGUAAUCAGUCUGUCUCUCAGCCUUUGCAGCAUGCUAGUUCUCAGUAUAGUCCUUUGAAGCAUCAGUCUCAUUCAAGCUCUGCUUCUCAGCCUAUACUCCAGUCUAGUCCACCUUAUAUUAAGCAUCACACCAGCCCUCAGUUCACUGCAUCACCUCAGGCUAAGCAGUUACCUCCUCCUGCUGGUGGUGGUUCUCAGGCUCAUAUUGGGGUCCAGCAGCACCAGUCUUCUCCAUUGCUGCAUGGUAUGCCUCAGUUAAGGCACAUGGGGACUCUCCCUUCAGCAGAUUCAAUGUUGAAUCGUACCUAUCCUUCUCCUAGUCCUCAUGUCAUUGAUAGUCCUAAUGUUGCUCGUGGCACUCCGUCUCAGCCUGGCUCUGCCUUAGUCUCUCCUUAUCAGUUGAGCUCACUCUCUCUCCUUCAUCAACAACAGCAGCAGCAGCAGGGACAUGCUUCAGGUCUAAUCCCUCAGCAGUUUCCACAGGUUUAUAGCAGCAGUCCGCCCCAGAGGCAGCUACACCAUCAGCUACAGCAGCAGCAUCAACAGUUUUCACCCAAUGACCUGGUUCUCCAUCAGUAUGGCUACUCUACUCUAAGUCCUGAGGCUAUCCUCAGACAGAAGCUCCUCCAGCAGCAGCAGCAGACUGGACCAACUGGUAGUGUUAAUUUCUCUCCUCUUAGUCAUCCACAGACUCACCAUUCUCCUGUUGUAAUGGGUGGGGGUCCUUCCCCUAUGCAGUAUAAUCCUCGUCCUAUCAAUAUCUACCAGUACCAGCCUCCUUCCUCUGUCUCUCCUCCGACUCAAGCCCCUCCAGGCCAUUUGAACUACGUACAUCAUCACCAUCAUCAUCACAUGCAUAAGACUCAAAAUGCACCUCGUCAAUAAUCAAUAAAUAAAGAAUAUUAUUAUUAUUAUUAUGUAGUCAUUGUUGUUAUUUAUUAUUAUUAUGAUCGCCAGCUCUGUAAUUUUUAUGGCUCAUUAUUCUUAGUAUUAUUACUAUUAUUAUUUGUUACAUGCAUUUUAAUUCGUACUUAUGCUACUAGUUCUUAUAAAUUGCAUGCUCUGCAUUUUAUGAACAUAGGUUGAUCGUUCGUUUGAUUUGCAUUUCUUCUUCACUAUAAAAAUGUCACCUCUCCAUUUCUUCAUUAA